Macrosiphum euphorbiae (potato aphid) is the source of this 504-nucleotide messenger RNA. The record is from the annotation of a GenBank genome assembly. NCBI's taxonomy places the organism in Eukaryota, Metazoa, Arthropoda, Insecta, Hemiptera, Aphididae.
AUGAAUGAAAAAAAAAAAUUAACAUGGACAACAAUAGCACAUCAAUGUACAAAGAGAUAUAAUGAAACCGAACACACAGUUACUGGAUUUGCUCCUAAAUAUUUGUUGGAGGGCAAAGACAUUACAAUUGUACCAAGUGAAUUGAAGAAACAUAAGACACACAGUGAGCUAUUGCAAGAUAGAAAACUAGCAUUAGAAAAUAGUAUGAAAUCACAUAAUUAUAAUAAGGAACGAUUUGAUAAAAAAAGAAAAAAUUAUGAGUUCAAUACAGGAGAUCUUGUGUACAUAGAAAAUGGAAAUCGGUUAAACAGAAAGAAAUUGGAUGAAUUAAAAAUAGGACCAUACAAAAUGUUGGAGAAGAUAUCAAGCUCAAUAUACAAAAUAGAUACAGGCCACUCAAAAUCGCAGUCGAAUAUUUUCCACAUCACUAAACUUGUUCCAGCUAAGGAAUUUGCGGUCCUGGCCAGCGAUGUGUUUUCUUUCCCGGUGGAGGGGGAGAUAUAA